Molecule: messenger RNA, 1959 nt
Organism: Staurois parvus
Lineage: Eukaryota; Metazoa; Chordata; Amphibia; Anura; Ranidae
Source: the annotation of a GenBank genome assembly
CCUGGAAUGGCCCUGGAGGGGCUGUCAGCGUACGUGUAUAAGGCGGCGGCUGAGGGCCGGGUGCUGACCCUGGCCGCUCUCCUUCUCAACCGGACCGAGUCCGAGAUCAGAACCCUCCUCGGCUCCGUCACCCAGCAUGGCGGACAGCGCUCCACUCCACUCAUCAUCAUCGCCGCCCGGAACGGCCACAGCAAGGUGGUCCGACUACUGCUGGAGCAUUACCGGGUGGACACCCAGCAGACCGGCACCGUGCGCUUUGACGGUUACGUCAUCGAUGGAGCGACCGCCCUCUGGUGCGCGGCUGGGGCCGGGCACUAUGAAGUCGUCAAGCUGUUGGUCGGCCACGGAGCGAAUGUCAAUCACACGACGGUAACUAACUCAACCCCGCUGCGGGCCGCCUGCUUUGACGGAAGACUAGACAUUGUCCGAUUCCUGGUGGAAAACCACGCAAACAUUAGUAUUGCCAACAAAUACGACAACACGUGCCUAAUGAUCGCUGCUUACAAGGGCCACACGGAUGUAGUCCGCUACCUUUUGGAGCAGAACGCCGACCCUAACGCCAGGGCUCAUUGCGGGGCCACAGCUUUGCACUUUGCCGCCGAAGCCGGACACUUGGACAUUGUGCGAGAGCUGGUGAAGUGGAAGGCGGCCAUGGUGGUCAAUGGACACGGGAUGACGCCUUUGAAGGUGGCGGCGGAAAGUUGUAAGGCCGAAGUAGUGGAGCUGCUUCUUGCACAUUCUGAUUGUGAUCUCAAAAGCCGAGUGGAGGCCCUCGAGCUGCUGGGGGCCUCCUUUGCCAACGACCGAGAGAACUAUAAUAUCACCAAGACUUAUCAGUACCUGUACCUGGCCAUGCUGGAACGUUUCCGAGAUCCUGACAACAUCUUCCACAAGGAAGUCCUUCCUCCUGUUCCGGCCUACAGCAUGAGAACUGAAUGUCGCACCCCACGGGAGUUGGACGCCAUACGCCAUGAUGCGGAUGCAUUGCACAUGGAAGGGCUUAUUGUACGCGAACGAAUACUUGGCUCCGAUAAUAUCGACGUGUCGCACCCGAUCAUCUAUCGCGGCGCGGUGUACGCCGAUAACAUGGAGUUCGAGCAGUGCAUUAAGCUCUGGCUGCACGCACUACAGCUGCGUCAGAAAGGCAACCGCAACACGCAUAAGGACUUGCUAAGGUUCGCUCAGGUCUUCUCCCAGAUGAUCCACCUAAACGAACCGGUGAAGGCGCCCGACGUGGAGAGCGUGUUGAGAUGUAGCGUCCUGGAGAUCGAACGCGGGAUGACUCGGAUUCAGCACCCACAGGAGCCCGACGCUCACUCCGCACUGGAAAACCACGAAUGCAACCUUUGCACUUUCCUCUACCUCGUCUGCAUCUCCACCAAGACCCAGUGCGCCGAAGAAGAGCAAUCCCGCAUCAACAAGCAGAUCUACCGGCUGGUGCACCUCGACCCCCGCACCCGGGAAGGAAACAGCCUCCUGCACCUAGCCGUGGACUGCAGCACGCCCGUGGACGACUUUCACACUAACGACGUUUGCAGCUUCCCCAGCGCCCCCGUGGCCAAGCUGCUCAUAGACUGCGGGGCGAAUGUAAACGCCACAGACAAUGCGGGGAACACCCCGCUGCAUCUGAUUGUACAGUACAACCGUCCCAUCAGCGACUUUCUCACGUUGCAUUCGAUUAUUAUCGGCUUGGCCGAGGCCGGUGCUCACACGGACAUGACCAAUAAGGAGAAGAAAACCCCGCUGGACAGGAGCACGACGGGCGUGGCCGAGAUCCUACUAAAGACGCAGAUGAAGCUCAGCCUGAAGUGCCUGGCCGCUCGAGCCGUGCGUUUUCACAAAAAAUUAAAUACCAGAAUCAGAUCCCCAAAACACUCGAGGAGUUUGUGGAGUUUCAUUAAUAGAGGAGAUCCGCUUUUUAUUAUGUGCAUGUCCAUUCUUUCCAGGGUCCAUUACUGA